Molecule: messenger RNA, 1550 nt
Organism: Oryza sativa Japonica Group (Japanese rice)
Lineage: Eukaryota; Viridiplantae; Streptophyta; Magnoliopsida; Poales; Poaceae
Source: RefSeq, a predicted model, not a curated record
CAUGUCCACACUCUUCUGUUGAAGAAUUGAGGUGCAGGAUCAGUUGGGAGUGUGAGCUGAUUCAUCAGCAACUCGUAGCCAAACCCAACCUUUACAAGCCCUCUCGAUUCGCUGCCUCGUUGGCACCGGAAGGCGCUCUCGCCUCUCCAAAGCGAAUCAAAUCGAUCGAUCGCUUUCCCCGCCAAAAAGCAAGGCAUGCACAGCCUCGCUGAAAGCAAACCGAAUCCGAAUGUCGCCCUCCACCUCCACCGCACGGAAACCCUCGCCCGGCGUGGAUUCCUUCCCUUCCCACCGCUGCAACCCACCAUUAUUCUCCUCCGGGCACCACGUCGAACACCUUAUAUACGCCGGCAAAAGCGAAGCGAUCCGCAGGCGAAAUCCUUUUGAUUAUAUUCGUUGGUGUGGUUGAGCUCGUCGGGGUGAGUAACUAGCAUCGAUGCAGGCGGCGAUGCCGGCGGCGGUGACGCACGACGACCUGUCGCUGCGGAAGGCGCAGGAGAGGCGGGCGGCGCGGUCGAGCGGGCGGGCGGCGGUGGCGCUGGUGUCGCUCUCGGUGCUCUGCGGCAUCGUCGGCUUCAUCCUCUGCCUCGCCGCCGAGGGGUCGCGCUCCGAGGCGUCGCACUACCUCAUGACCGUCGGCGGCGGCGGCGCCAACGCGGCGGCGAACAACGGGCAGGUGGACGUCUGCUUCUACAACUCCAGCGGCCGGGCGCCGCUGGCGUUCGCCAUCGGGGCGUUCCUGAUGCUCGCCGUCGCCAUGUUCGCCGAGCACGCCUACAUGCUGCUCGCCGUCGCCGCGCCGGACUCGUCCGCGGCGGGGCUCGCCGUCGCCGAGGGACACCCGCGCGUCCCCUCCGACCCCGCCAGGCUCACCUGGCAGACCUGCUGCCUCUUCUUCGUCACCUGGAUCUGCUUCGGGCUCGCGGAGGUGAUGCUCAUGGUCGGCAUCGCGGUGGAGUCCGGCCACGUCAGCGACUGGAGGAAGCCGCGGGCGGUGUGCCACCGGGUGCGCCCGGGGGUGUUCGCGGCGGCGGGAAUCCUGGGACUCAUCACCGUCGUCGUCGGCUUCGUCGUCUACGUCACGGCCCUGCAGACGAACAAGCUGCGGGCGCAGCACCCCGUCGGCGGCUACUACGUCGGCCACGGCGCCCCACACCCGGGCAUGCCGCCGCCGCCGAUGCCGUACGGCCCGCACCCGCACCCACACCAGCCGCCGCCGCCGGCAGCGGCGGCGACAGCGCCAAGCGCGCCGGAGAUCACGCCGGCCGCUUGCCAGGUCCAGCCAAGCCGAGCGGCGUGCGUCACCAAGCAGUGCGCUGAUGCAGUUUGAAACGAGUAGAAGAAUUUGGAGAUUAAGCAGAGACGGUGAUGUUUAAAAGGCAUCUACUCUUUUCCGCGUAACAUGUUCUUUCGUGAUUUGCUAUAUUAGAGCAUUUGAUUUGAGUUAUUUGCUUGUAUGUCACACCAUUUGUUUUUAGCACAAACAUGAUUUGAAUUGUAAAGCACUUGAUUCGUGAUUACAUCUCAACAAGUUUCAAUUUAAUUUACUU